UUCAUCUGUCCUGCGGGGUAGUAUGACCUAUGCUUUAGGACUGUUGGAGCUUCUGUGAUCGGCUAGGACUGCUUAAGACGAGGUAUGCCUCCAGCAGGUUGUUGUAACACUGCUAGACCGUGGUCGGAGCCUCGAGAAGGGUAUACUGUGGCUCAUAUUGUGCAUUGGUGUAGCCAGAUGUCCUCUGAACGUCUUGCGGUGUGCAUUGACCGAGGUCGUACUGUAUGUGGAGUUGACCUGAGCCACCGUUACAUGAAAUGCAGCUUGCUCCAGCUUGGAAGCCAAGUGUCCGGGGCGACCAGAGACAUGGACUGUUGGGGUUGUCAGGCCGGUCGUGUGUCUGGCCAGAACCCGUCUCGAGCUUCAUUUUGUUGUGUGUUCUACGUCGGCUUUUUUGACUGUGAGUAGAUUUUUGCUUCUUUGCCCAGAGCGCUACGCAAUAGAAGCUUCAAAAAGAGCGGACCAUAAGGGGAGGAAUGAGAACAUGGCGGAAGGUUGAUCGCUCAACGCUAAACCCCAGAUCGUCGCCUCUAGCCUCUCCCGCUUUGCUGUCAGCCUUCUCCAGGUCAUUGCCCAUCAGGUCGCUUGGCGGGCUUGGGGAGCUUAGGGAGCCCUUUGGUGUCCAACCCCUCAGGAAUAAUCCCCCAGCACCAAAUGCUGGGCAUCUUGACUCAGUGAAUGGUGAAAAUUCCAACCCGG
Exophiala dermatitidis NIH/UT8656 is the source of this 699-nucleotide messenger RNA. RefSeq lists its product as uncharacterized. The record is from RefSeq and is a predicted model, not a curated record. NCBI's taxonomy places the organism in Eukaryota, Fungi, Ascomycota, Eurotiomycetes, Chaetothyriales, Herpotrichiellaceae. The transcript has a single exon. The coding region runs from base 85 to 408 and encodes 107 amino acids.